This is a messenger RNA of Lampris incognitus (smalleye Pacific opah), 5735 nucleotides long. RefSeq names its product disco-interacting protein 2 homolog Bb (gene dip2bb). NCBI's taxonomy places the organism in Eukaryota, Metazoa, Chordata, Actinopteri, Lampriformes, Lampridae. The transcript is spliced from 38 exons. Bases 1 to 4908 code for a protein of 1635 amino acids. The record is from RefSeq and is a predicted model, not a curated record.
AUGGCCGACCGCGGUGUCGAUUUGUCGGCUCUCCCUAAGGAGGUCAGAGACCAUCUGGCGGAGUUGGACCUGGAGCUGUCAGAAGGUGACAUCACGCAAAAGGGCUAUGAGAAGAAACGGACCAAACUGUUGGCUCCCUACAUCAUCCAUACUCCAGUGGAGCCGCCCCACCAGAAUGACCUGCAGGCCCCUGCUCCCAGUUCCUCCUCCAGCCACGCCUCUGCCCCCUCCGGCUCGUCCCGCUACCGGGAGCGCCGAUCUCGCCGGCCGCACCGCAGUGGAGGAACCAGGGAUGACCGCUACAGAUCAGACAUCCACAGUGAAGCGGUGCAAGCUGCGUUGGCUAAGCAUAAGGAAGAGAAGAUGGCACUGCCCAUGCCUACCAAACGCCGAUCCACAUAUGUCCAGUCUCCUGUUGAGACCCGCACCCCACCCGACUCCUCGUCGUGCUCUGAGGAUGAGGGAUCUCUACGCAGGCAGUCGUCAGGGUGCGCACCUCGGUCUCUGCUCAGUCCCAACCUGCAGAGCCCUGACUCCUGGAUUAACCGCUCCGUCCAGGGCUCCUCCACCUCCUCCUCCGCCUCUUCCACCUUGUCUCACGGAGAGAGCAAGCCCCAGCCUCAACCUCAACCUCAGCCCCAGCCGCAGCAUCAGGCCCAGCCCCAGUACAAACCCCAGUACCAGCCUCAGUACCAGCCUCAGUACCAGCCACAGUACCAGCCACAGUACCAGCCUCAGUACCAGCCAAAAUAUCAGCCACAGAGCCAGCCGCAGAACCAGCCGCAGGCAGCAGCUGUGACAGACAUGAUGGCUCACACUUGCAUUGUGCCCCCGGAGAACAGCGGCCCCCCUCCCGAUGUGACGGCUGUGGCCCCUGCAGCCAGAGGCCCCAGAGUGGACCUGCCCUCCAACGCUGUGGUCCGCGGGAUGACGCGUGGGCAGAGCCGCUCCAGCAUGAUGGAGACCGCAGACGGGGUGCCUGUGAACAGCAGGGUGUCCACGAAGAUCCAGCAGCUCCUCAACACCCUGAAGAGGCCCAAGAGGCCCCCGCUGACCGAGUUCUUCGUGGAUGACACCGAGGAGAUCGUAGAGGUGCCCCAGCCGGAUCCCAACACACCCAAACCGGAGGGCCGUCAGAUCAUCCCGGUGAAAGGGGAGCCCUUGGGCGUGGUCAGUAACUGGCCCCCAGCUUUGCAGGCUGCCUUGGCUCGAUGGGGAGCGACACAGGGCAAAAGCCCCGCGCUCACUGUCUUGGACAUCUCGGGCAAGCCCCUCUAUACCCUGACCUAUGGGAAACUAUGGAGUCGCAGUGUCAAGCUGGCCUACACCCUCCUGAACAAGCUGGGCACCAAGAACGAACAGGUCCUCAAGGCUGGAGACAGGGUGGCGUUGGUGUACCCCAACAGCGACCCUGGCAUGUUCUGGGUGGCCUUCUACGGCUGUCUGCUAGCUGAGGUCAUCCCAGUACCUAUUGAGGUCCCACUGUCUCGGAAGGACGCAGGAAGUAGCCAGGUUGGCUUCCUGCUGGGCAGCUGUGGUGUGGCGCUCGCUCUGACCAGUGAGAUCUGUCUUAAAGGGCUACCCAAGACACCCACCGGGGAAAUCCUACAGUUCAAAGGCUGGCCUUGGUUAAAAUGGGUGGUGACAGACUCUAAAUAUCUGACCAAACCCUCUAAGGAUUGGCAGCCCCACAUCCCCACAGCCAACACUGACCCUGCCUACAUAGAGUACAAGGCCAGUAAAGAGGGCACAGUGAUGGGCGUUGCUGUGUCCAAGGUCGCCAUGUUGACCCACUGCCAAGCACUGACCCAGGCCUGCAACUACUGUGAAGGAGAAACACUCGUGAAUGUCCUGGACUUUAAGAAGGACAUGGGUCUGUGGCAUGGAGUCCUGACGACUGUGAUGAACAGGAUACACACCAUCAGCGUUCCCUAUGCUGUGAUGAAGGCCUGUCCUCUGUCCUGGGUGCAGCGGGUCCACAUCCAUAAAGCUCGUGUAGCCUUGGUGAAGUGCCGGGACUUGCACUGGGCCAUGAUGGCCCACCGGGAGCAGAGAGACACCAGCCUGGCGUCCCUGCGUAUGCUCAUUGUCGCUGAUGGAGCAAAUCCCUGGUCUGUGUCGUCCUGUGACGCCUUCCUAAAUGUGUUCCAGUCCCACGGGCUGAAGCCUGAGGUCAUUUGUCCCUGUGCCACCUCACCCGAGGCCAUGACAGUGGCUAUACGCAGACCAGGCGUGCCGGGUGCCCCCCUUCCUGCCCGUGCCGUUCUGUCCAUGGGAGGCUUGAGCCACGGGGUCAUAAGGGUGAACACAGAGGACAAGAACUCUGCCCUCACCGUGCAGGAUGUGGGCCAUGUGAUGCCCGGAGCUCUGAUGUGCAUUGUCAAGCCUGACGGGCCUCCCCAGCUGUGUAAGACUGAUGAGAUAGGAGAGAUAAUCAUCAACUCCCGUGCAGGAGGCACCAUGUACUUUGGCCUGCACGGAGUUACCAAAAACACUUUUGAGGUGAUUCCAGUCAAUGCCAGCGGGGCUCCCAUCGGAGAGAUUGCAUUUGUGAGGUCGGGACUCCUGGGGUUUGUUGGCCCGGGCAGUCUGAUCUUUGUGGUGGGUAAGAACGAGGGCCUGUUGAUGGUGAGCGGACGUAGGCACAAUGCCGAUGACCUAGUGGCCACCGCCCUGGCCGUAGAACCAGUCAAGACCGUGUACCGCGGCAGGAUCGCUGUGUUUUCAGUAACAGUGUUCUAUGAUGAGAGGAUAGUGAUCGUGGCGGAGCAGAGGCCAGAUGCCAGUGAGGAGGACAGUUUCCAGUGGAUGAGCAGAGUGCUACAAGCUAUAGACAGUAUCCAUCAAGUGGGCCUGUACUGUCUGGCCCUGGUCCCUGCAAACACCUUACCCAAGACCCCUCUGGGAGGGAUCCACAUCUCCGAUACCAAGCAGUUCUUCUUGGAUGGCAACCUGCACCCCUGCAACAUCCUGAUGUGCCCCCAUACCUGUGUCACCAACCUGCCCAAACCCCGCCAGAAGCAGCCAGUGGGCGUGGGUCCAGCCUCCAUCAUGGUGGGCAACCUGGUGGCAGGGAAGAGGAUUGCCCAGGCUUCCGGCAGGGACCUGGGCAUGAUUGAAGACCAGGACCUGGUCAGAAAGCAUCAGUAUUUGACAGAGGCGCUACAAUGGAGGGCACAGACGGACCCAGACCACAUUCUCUUUGUGCUGCUCAAUGCCAAGGGGGUAGCAGUAUGUACCGCCACCUGUGCUCAGCUUCACAAGCGAGCGGAGAAGAUCGCCGCCGCGCUGACCGAGAAAGGCAGUAUCAACACCGGAGAGAACGUUGUGCUCCUCUAUCCCCCAGGAAUUGACUUGGUCGCCUCCUUCUACGGCUGUCUCUACGCUGGCUGUGUUCCUGUAACCGUCAGACCUCCACACCCUCAGAACCUGGCAGCCACGCUGCCCACUGUCCGCAUGAUUAUCGAUGUCAGUAAGGCAGCAUGCAUUCUCACUACUCAGCAUCUGAUGAGGAUUCUACGCUCCAAAGAGGCCGCUGCCACUGUCAACAUUAAAACAUGGCCGACAAUCAUAGACACAGAUGACCUCCCUCGCCGCCGUCCGCCACAGAUCUAUAAGCCGCCCACUGCAGAGAUGAUUGCCUACCUGGACUUCAGCGUGUCCACUACAGGCAUGCUCACUGGGGUCAAGAUCUCCCACGCCGCGGUCAGUGCUCUUUGUCGCUCCAUCAAGCUGCAGUGUGAACUUUACUCUUCUCGCCAAAUCGCCAUCUGCCUGGACCCUUACUGUGGCCUGGGUUUCGUCUUGUGGUGUCUUGCCAGCGUGUACUCAGGCCACCAGUCCAUCCUGAUCCCCCCCUUUGAGCUGGAAGGCUGCCUGUCUUUGUGGCUGGGCACGCUCAGUCAGUACCGCAUCAGAGACACCUUCUGCUCCUACUCCGUCAUGGAGCUCUGCACUAAAGGCCUGGGCACACAGACGGAGGUGCUGAAGGCGCGGGGUGUGAACCUGUCGUGUGUGCGGUCCUGUGUGGUGAUAGCAGAGGAACGCCCUCGCCUGGCCCUCACACACUCCUUCUCCAAGCUCUUCAAGGACCUGGGACUGUCCCCCAGAGCCGUCAGCACCGCGUUCGGCUCCAGGGUCAACCUGGCCAUCUGCCUGCAGGGCACCACCGGACCCGAUCCCUCCACGGUGUACGUGGACAUGAAGUCCCUCCGCCAUGACAGGGUGAGGCUGGUGGAGAGAGGAGCACCCCAGAGCCUUCCUCUAAUGGAGUCUGGAAAGAUAUUGCCGGGUGUCCGAGUGAUAAUUGUGAAUCCAGAGACCAGAGGCCCACUUGGGGACUCCCAUCUAGGAGAGAUCUGGGUGAACAGCCCUCACAAUGCCAGUGGCUACUACACCAUCUAUGGAGAGGAGAGCCUGCAGGCUGACCACUUCAACACCAAGCUCAGCUUCGGAGACCCACAGACCCUAUGGGCCCGGACCGGGUACCUGGGCUUUGUGAAGAGGACCGAGCUGCUGGAUGCCAGCGGAGAUCGCCAUGACGCCCUUUUUGUGGUGGGGUCGCUCGACGAGACGUUGGAGCUGCGGGGUCUGCGCUACCACCCCAUUGACAUAGAGACCUCCAUUUCCCGGGGUCACCGCAGCAUCGCUGAAAGUGCCGUGUUCACGUGGACCAACCUGCUGGUGGUGGUGUCGGAGCUGUGCGGUUCGGAGCAGGACGCGCUGGACCUGGUGCCGCUGAUCACCAACGUGGUCCUGGAGGAGCACCACCUCAUUGUGGGCGUGGUCGUCAUCGUUGACCCCGGGGUCAUACCCAUCAACUCCAGAGGGGAGAAGCAACGCAUGCACCUCCGGGACUCUUUCCUCGCCGACCAGCUGGACCCCAUUUACGUGGCGUACAACAUGUGAGGGGUUGAGCUCGGCAGAUCCUGUACCGUCCGGCCACCAGACAGUCGUCCCAGCUGUUCGCUGCUGGCUCCUCAUCCAGCACGACGGAGCAACAUGGACGCCGUGAGAGACAGAGGACACGGCAUCUACUCUACGUACUAAACCCAAACCUUCUACCACUACCCGUGUUUUUUAUUUAUUUUUUUGGAUUUUUUUUCUCCCCAGUUGUACCCGGCCUAUUACCCCACUCUUCUGCACCGUCCCAGUCGCUGGUCCACCCCCUCUGCCGAUCCGGGGAGGGCUGCAGACUACCACAUGCCUCCUCCCAUACAUGUGGAGUCACCAGCCACUUCUUUUCACCUGACAGUGAGAAGUUUUACCAAUCCCCCCUCCCCCACGAACAGGCGCCCCGACCGACCAGAGGAGGCGCUAGUGUAACGACCAGGACGCAUACCCACAUCCGGCUUCCCACCCGCAGCCACGGCCAUUGUGUCUGGAGGGGACGCCCGACCAAGCUGGAGUUAACACGGGGAUUCGAACCGCCAAGCCCCGUGUCAGAAGGCAACAGAAUAGACCGCCACGCUACCCGGAUGCCCCACUACCACUACACAUGUGAGAGCGAGCCUGGCGUGUCGGAGAUAUUCACUGUGUUGUACAGACGACUUGUACAAAUGGGACUGAGCCAGCGAGACCGAAGACGUCACGACUGUUUCACUGCAGUCAACAAAAAAUGUUUUGGAUGUGGUUGAUGUCUCUUUCUCUCCCAACCCCCCCCCCUCCCCAAGCACCUUAACUACCGCCGUCCCUCCCCAAGCACCUUAACAACCCCUCUCCCUCCCCAAGCACCC